AUUAUAACGUAGACGACGACCUGCGGCAAGAGCGAACGCGCUCCCUCGCGGACGCUCGUGUGUACCACUCAUUUGCAGCGUUUGCCGGCUGCGGAGAGUGCCAUAGUCGGGCUGUGCGAGCCGGAGCCGUGACUUUUCGCGAUGGGUGCUCACGUCUCGCGGACCGACUUCGAAUGGGUUUACAGCGACGAGCCGCAUGCCACGCGUCGGAAGGUGAUUCUCAAAAAGUAUCCCCAGAUCAAGGAGCUGAUGGUGACAGACCCAUGGUUCAAGUGGCAGAUUGUGGGCAUGGUGACGAUCCAGCUGAUCAUGUUUUGGCUACUGCGUGAUGCGUCGUGGCUCACGAUCGUUGUGCUGGCCUACUGCUUUGGCGGUGUGAUCAACCAUGCGCUCAUGCUGGGCAUUCACGAGAUUGCGCACAACCAGGCGUUCGGGCAGGGCCGGUCACUGCCCAACCGGCUAUUUGGCAUGUUCACCAACCUGCCUGUUGGGGUACCAGCGUCGAUCUCUUUCCGGAAAUACCACUUGGAGCACCACCGGUACCAGGGCAUAGAUACAAUCGACGCAGACCUCCCCACCGAGCUGGAGGCAAAGCUGUUCUGCCACACCGGCACGAAACUGCUCUGGGUGAUCCUGCAGCCGCUUUUCUAUGCACUGAGGCCCGUGUUUGUCUUUCCCAAACCCGUCACCGGGCUCGAGGUGCUCAACACUGUCAUCCAACUCUCCUUUGACUUGCUUGUCUACCAUUACUGCGGAGGCAAAGUGCUGUUCUACAUGGUUGGCGGGUCCCUGCUGGCCAUGGGCCUGCACCCCGUGGCUGGCCAUUUUGUCUCCGAGCACUACAUGUUCAAGAAGGGCUUUGAGACUUACUCCUAUUAUGGCUGUCUCAACUGGGUCACCUUUAAUGUGGGCUACCACAUGGAGCACCACGACUUCCCUGCCGUGCCAGGCUCCAAACUGCCUCUGGUCAAGAAGAUUGCCGGGGAGUUCUACGAUGACCUGCCCCAGCACAACUCGUGGGUCAAGGUCCUCUACGACUUCAUCAUGGAUCCUGACAUUGGGCCGUAUGCCCGCAUCAAGCGGAAGGGGGCAGCCAUGCCCGUGCUUGACGGGUCUGGGGACGUGAUCAAGCCCAUCUCCGAUGUCACGUUCGCCGACAUGAACGGCUCCAACGGGGUCAAAAAGGGAGAGUGAGGUCAUCAGAAAGGGGGGUAAAGGAAAGGGGGUACAUGGGAAGGGAAGGAUGGGACGGAGAGGCAUUUGUACACAGGGGUUGGGACAUUGUAGUUUUAAUGCUUGUUACGCACAUGAUGAAAAGGGGAUGAACUGAGAAGUAGUGCUGGAAAGGAGAGGAGAAGGUGAGGCUUUUUACUUGGCAAAAGAUGCUGGAUCCUGUGACACACAUGAAGUGCAAGAGUACCAGUAAACAUCAGUGUGCCAUAAUUGAGAGGAUCAGCAAGGAAAUGUUGGAGAAGGCUUGGGGUUGAUGGCUUAUAAUAUUGGGCAGAAGGCACAUGUCUGUGGGGGACUGCCCUGGUUUGGCAAGCUCAUGGGAGAGAGUUGCGUGUGUUGAAUUGUGUGGUGUGGUUUUGCAAUGUGGAAGGCUUGAAGUGAAAGGCUUGCAGUGACCGAGUCAGGUAGUGCUGUUGCAAGAGGCUGUUGUGGAAGAGAUGAAAGUUUGCGGGAGCAGCGAUGCCUUCAACAGAGUGAACUAGCUUGUGCGACCAAGUGCAUCGUUAGAGGGCAUUAUUAGAUGCUGCCACGAAGCCUUCCUGCAACGGGCAUUGUUGAAAAGCUUCACAGCUGGCUACUUGCGGUGGCAGAGGAACUGUGCGCGACUGUGCUACGUCUGCAACAGCCAAAGUGUGGGGAAUGAGUGCUUCGAACCAUCAUGUGAAGACAAGCCUUCACGAAUGACAAAGGAUAGACAGUGCGGCAGUGUGGAAACAGUGUGGAUCAAAGUGCAAGAGACUGGGACUGUGGUUUGUGAAGCAGGAAUUGUGUGGGAUGUACAUGUCUUUCAAAGGUGGUGUAAUGUGUGGAUUGCGCAGCAGUGUUUUCUUUUUUUUUGUUUUGUUUUGUUUUCUUGUCGAAAGGGUGAGAAGAAUGUCCUGGUGAUGUGCUCACAUUGA
This is a messenger RNA of Dermacentor albipictus, 2132 nucleotides long. RefSeq names its product delta4-sphingolipid-FADS-like protein ifc (gene ifc). Gene Ontology annotation, biological process: ceramide biosynthetic process. Gene Ontology annotation, cellular component: membrane. Gene Ontology annotation, molecular function: sphingolipid delta-4 desaturase activity. The record is from RefSeq and is a predicted model, not a curated record. NCBI's taxonomy places the organism in Eukaryota, Metazoa, Arthropoda, Arachnida, Ixodida, Ixodidae.